Leptosia nina is the source of this 8889-nucleotide messenger RNA. Lineage: Eukaryota; Metazoa; Arthropoda; Insecta; Lepidoptera; Pieridae. The record is from the annotation of a GenBank genome assembly.
AUGCUAGGCGUAGAAGAGUGUACAGGAGGCAGGGGGAACGGUACUCACAGGCUUGCUUUGAAGAAAUCGUCAGCUACAGAGGAUGAUCCGGCAUGUUCUGGGGCGGAAUUUCAAUCCAAGGAAAAACCGAUCUUGUGUUCGUUUCCUGCACUGGAGGUGCACGUGGUCAGGGGGACUGCUCAUCGGUACAUCACAGAGAUACUGGAGGACCAUGUGGUCCCGUAUGCUGGUUUUGUCGGGCCUGAAUUCACAUUCAUGCACAACAACGCCCGCUCCCAUACGGAAAUAAUUGUUCGGGACUACCUGAAUCAGGUUGGGAUCCCCGUGAUGCAGUGGCUAGCGAGAAGUCCUGACCUGAAUCCUAUAGAGCACCUUUGGGAUGAUCUGAAACGCCGGGACGGUCUCGUAAUACUGCCCGUGCCACCCUUGGACAGACUUCGGGACACCGUUCUCGAGGAAUGGAGUGACAUUCCUCAAGAACGCUCUGUAACUGUAGAGCUCGAGUCGCCAGUGGUGGUCGUCCCUCGCGCUGCUCGGAGUCCGGAAGUGUUCGUAGCACAUCUGGGUCGCAUGAGCCUGUCGAAUCGGCCGGGAGCGCCCAGGGAUACCGUUUAUCACGUGCGAGUCAGGGACAUCUCGCUCGUAUCGUUAAACAUCAGCGACCGUCUACGUAAACUCACUGCAACGGCGAGCAUGCAGCAGUUAUAUGAAGCAACGGGAGGCAAACCGGUGCUGCACGACACCGCUCUGCAUCUCGCUCUCACCCUUAGCGAUAACGAUGAACAGCCGCAGUGUCAAGUGGAGGGAAAAGUAGUAGGUGGAUUGCAUGUAACGGCCAGCCGCGAGCAAUACGAACAACUCCUGGAAACGGUGCAGUGGAUCGCGGACUCGGCGGUUGCAGAUUUGACGGAUCGCCUAGAUGUGACAGAUCAAGUGCGAGAGACGAGCACCUUGUCGGAGCCCUCGGUUCCAACUCUUCAGCUGGAUCCUGCUGUGCGUGCUGCUGUGCUCGCCAUACCCCCACCAGCACAAGCGUUCUUUCCUCAAGUCUCACAUACGUCAUAUAUUGUAACAUUCGAGUUGGCAAACUUCACGGUGGAACUGCGGGCGGACCUCGGCUCUGGUGAAAGGAGUCUGGUGGCCUUAACGUUCCGAGAGUUUCUGUUGCGCCACGAACAUCUCCAUCCGCACGAAACUACUAUGCAAGUAUCAUUAUAUUCGAUCACCAUGGAAGACCUAACAAAAGACCCAGAUUCAAGACAUCGAAUGCUUAUGGUAUCACAUUCACCGCCGGUCCCACCUAAGGCCGUGUUCGUGUCCAAGUCCUGUCCAGAUUUCUCAAGCCACGUGGGCACAAUUAGUAGUGCAAUGCCCGUACUACACAGGAAUCAGCUAACUAGCAGACCAUCUCUGCCUUCCGGUCUUAACGUCAAUGACAAGAAAACUGAAAAAGAGCGAUUCCGCGAGAAGCAAGACAGUAAGUGUGGUCCUACACCUCCCUGUUCGCCUGUAGAGGGCGCGCCCAGCGUUAGUGAAACUGCAAUGGAAGGAGGCGGAGACGACAACCUUGUGUGGGUGUCCGUGCAUACGAGAGAUCCGCAACAUCCCCAUUUUAACGAUCACUUCAAUAAGGUGGCAAGACUGACAAAAGUCGAAUUCAAUUGCCUGAAGUUAGUUUUGAGUAUCGACAGUUGGGUCGCCGUGUUAGACUUCUUUGGCGUUAACGAAGCUGAUCAAGACGCAUCAACGUUAGAUCCUCAGGGAAAAGAUGCUGUGGACGGCCAGAGUGAGGCUGUAGUGGCAGCGGAAUCAGACGGUGGCAUAACAGAGACAGAGAUGCGCGUGCGCUCUCUAUCUGUCGUGGUGGUGGGUGCGAGAGGAGAUGCCUGCCGCGCUCUCGUGUCCAGGGUCUCGGCGCGCGUGCGUGCCAGCCGAGCACCAGCUCAGCGAUACGUUCGCGCCACCAUCGGCGCACUCGUACUCUCCGACCUAGCCCCUCGUGCUCCUCUGUGGCGAGACAGACUGCGCACAAGAGCGAAGAACGCUCUCGUUAUGCAUUAUCAUCGAUUAAGUCCAGAAGAAGCUGCAGUUAAGGGGUACGAGACUAGCUUGGAAUUGGAGAUGGGCCCUCUCACCUACGUGCAUACGCGCCGGUUCGUGUUAGAACUUCAGGCUUUUGCGCGCGACUUCAGUUUGCUACGGCACGUUAUUGUACAGGCGCGGCGUAAGGUCUCGAGCGCCAUCCGCGACGCGUCGCAAUUCCAGCGGAUGCACUUAAAGGUGCGCUGCGAAUCGCCAGUUAUAGUUUUGCCCGUGUCGGGGCGAAGUCGCGCGGCGUUGGCGGCGGUGCUGCGUCUCCUUUACAUCGAUAACUGCUUCAAACGCGCUGGCACUCAGGGUACUGUCAGCACGGUCUUGGAUCCUAGCAGGCCUGAACGUGAGCUGCUGGACGUACGGACAAUUCGUUUAGAAGGCGUAUCAAUAUGGUGUGCAGAGGGGGGUAGUAGCGCUAGUGGGGGGCGUGGUGUUCGCGUGCGGCAGUGUGGCCCACCUCUCCUUCCCGCGCCCGCGCAUCUUACUUUGCAGCUCGAGAUUAACUGCGAUCAAACUCACAACGUGGCAGAAACAACUUUGCAGGGCACAUUGACUACCCUUCAGAUUUCGUUGGACUCGGCGCAGUAUCGUCUGAUACGUGGCGUGCUCUCACACAACCUUGGCGAGCCUUGCACGGAGCUCAUCGCGCAGCCCCCCGAACCGGCGCCGCAAUUUUCAGGCUCUGUCUACCGCACAUGGUCGGUCCGUUUGGAGCUGCAAGAUGUCCAGGUGGAACUGCGUCGCGACUCAGCGCCUCCUCUCGCCUGCGUGCACUUCAUUAAGUCACGGCUGCUGCUCGAUUCCUAUUCGGACACUAGCCAAGAUAUCGAUCUGGUUUCGCAGGAAAUCCUAGUCUGCGACAGCCGGUAUAACAGCGAGCCAGCGAACCGACGAGGGAACGUGUUCAGUCGGAUCGUGCAGCCGCAGCCCGACCACCCCCAUACUGUGCAGGCCGAGUUGCACGCCAGGAAACGCCCAGAAUCAUCUGCCUACACUAUAAUAGUCAACAACAUGCGUCUAAUGGCCAUUUUGGACUGGUGGGAAGCGGCGAACCAAUUCAUUAUGCAGUCACCGCCGCUACCUUCUGAUCCCGAUCAGAUUUACUUUGAGGAACAAACGCUAGAAUCGGGCAAUAAUAAGUCAAACGGCGCUGAGGGUGGGACGCAGGGUGGAACUGAACUUAUGGAGCUCAAACUGAAUGUGACCGACUCCCAGCUGGUGCUUGUAGAAGAUGCCUCCGUAUGGGACACUAACGCCGUUAUACUGAAGAGCACAACAGUAAUAACAUAUAGACCAGCGGACAAGGAGCGACCAGUAGUUUGUGAGCUGAAUGACUUGGAGGUGUUUUCGUGCGUGCUCGGCUUGGAAGACGAGACGGCGCUGGCGAUCGUGGACCCGUCGGCGCUGCACGUGGCUUUGCAUGCGGACUCGGUGCUACAUGUUGACAUGGGCACGCUGAACUUGAGAUUAUCGUACCACGACAUGCGCAUGUUUGCGGCCAUGCUGCAAUCGCUACCGGCGCAGGCGAGGCUAGCGCUUUUGGAUAAAACAGAGACGGACACACCAGCAGACGAACCCGCAAACAGCAUUCACAUGCACGCGGGAACUUCGAACGCCGCGAGGCUGAUGGCUCCGCGCUGGUUACGCGCCCGUUCGCAAACUCCACCUGCGCAGAGCGCAUAUGAGCCGCAGAAGAUGUUGCGAGCUGUUCAGAUUAGUGCCGAUUGUGUGACGCUGUGCGUUAUUGACGAUUGUCUAGAUUCGGACGUACCGCUACUAGAAUUAGCUCUGGCAGAUUUACAGCUGGAACAGGACCUUCGUAAAGUAGAAGAGUCCUUUGCUGACCCACUUUUAGUAUCGACGCCGUCAGGCGCUUCCACCUCUUCGAUCGUAGACACGAACGUGGCUGGACGGCGUACAGCCGCCGGGGGUGGAAAAUUGAAGGCGCAACUAACGCUUGACUAUUAUAAUAGAAUGCUCUCUGGGUGGGAACCAAUUGUUGAGCCGUGGAGGUUUGAGAGCCGUUGGGAAUACACUCUAUCGAGCGCUUUGUCAUUGCGAAGACUGCAAGUCGAAGUGUCAUCUAGCGAGAUCCUGAACACAAAUAUCACUUCGGCGCUCAUCGACCUCGUUCGGCUCGUCAGAACCAAUUGGACGACAGAUUAUUACGCUCCGCAGGGCUCUGGACAAGCAGAGCAAUCGCCGAAGGGCAGUCCGGCGGGUCAUCGUCGCCGAUCUCCAUUUGUGCCUUAUGCCCUACGAAACCUCACCGGUCUGCGACUUUGGUUCACUACGUUAACUACAGCUUCGGACGAAUUACGUGAAGGCGGAGAAGCGAUGCCAUUUUCAGGCCCAGACGAUUCGUGGGUGUGCGUUCGUGCAGGCGAUACUGAGCCCUUCUCGUUCGGUGCUCGACGCGGAAGAGCUCGGGGUGUUGGGUUCGGGCACGGGGCGGGUACCCCGUCGUGUGAUCCUAUGCCUCUCGCCCCACUUCACAGAUUAGUAGUGAGAGUUGACGGCUGGUCUCCGUUGGAUCCCGUAUGUGUGGACCGGGUCGGCGUUUUCUUUAGACGCAUUACGCAUAUCAAAUCGGGAGCUGAGGCUCGUGUAGUGCUCGAAGUGUCACUGGAAGGCUCGGCGCGUAAGCUGGUGACAGUGCGGUCGGCGCUCUGCGUUCGAAACGAUCUGCCCCAUCCCGUCGACGUGCGGCUGCAUCACGCCGGACCACAUGCUCAUGCGCACGAGCGCGCAAUGCUGCAACGGCAAGGCGUGGCUGCAGCGGCACUGAGGGGCCUGGGUCCCGGCGGCACGAGCGCGGUCCGGAGUAUGUGUGCCGCGUUACAGAGAAGGGCCGCCUUAUGCCCCACGCCGUUGCCGCGUCUCCCGCCCAAUCUGCCCGUUUUCAUUAACUGCGGCGAAUGGGGCGGAUCGACAUCCGGCCGGAGCACCCAGAUAGAGGCGGGAGGUUGGUGGGCGGCGCCGUUAAGCGCUCGCUCCCCGGUGUUGUGGACGCGGCCGAUAGUGCGCGGUAGUCGUCUACCUGCGCCGGCUCUUGCUCCUGCACCUCUGGACUGGCGCGCGGCUCCUACGCAUCCCGCUUUGCUCCACUACGAGUGUCGUGCUCCGCACGACUACGUCUACCGGUUUUGCUGCGUAAUAAUACGCGAGCAAUUUCCUGUAGAGCGGGGCGAGCCAAUGGCGGGUCACACGUUGCGUUUAGUGCCGGCACUUCAAAUAGAAAACCUUUUGCCGUUGGAAUUGCAGUACCGCGCUGGACCUAUUUCUGGCAAUCUUCCCGCCGGACACACCGAGCCAGCACAUCAGGUAGACGUGGAGGAGGGAGUGGAGAUUACAGUGAAAUUGGAAGGUUUUACUUGGUCCUCUACGCUAAGUGUGGGCGGUGGGGCAGCUGGGAGCGGGGCUGCCAAUAAUUCCUUUUCUGUGAGACUCAAGCUAAGGGACGUUAAGGGCCGAAGGCUUUACCUCAACGCGAGGGUCACGAACAAAAAGACUGAUGGCAUUAAGGUGACUUUAUCGGCGGCGUACUGGCUGGUGAACCGCACAGGGCUUCCUCUAGUCUUCCGCGCAGAGGGCAGCGGCACUGAGGCGGCGGGGCAGUUCAGUGAGCACGAGGUGGCUCGCAUGGUUGCGCCCCUGCCGUUCUCCUUUGCUGACGGGGACGGCCCCACGAUAAAUGCCCGCCUCGGAACGGCCGUCGCUUCUAAUUCGGAGUGGUGUUCCUCGUUUGGCUUGGGCCCGGGUGUGAGUGUGAAGCGGCUUGAGUGCGGCGAAGGCGACCGUGCGUUCAGCGUGGGCGUGUGCGUGCGAGCAGGAAGGGGGCGCCACCGACGCACCAACAUUGUCACUUUCACGCCUCGCUAUCAGAUCCAUAACAACACCUCGAGGACAUUGCAGUUCGCCCAAAAGUGUACCGCAACUACCCUCAGCGACCCAGGUGCAAGCGCAACCCACGUUUCAGCGGUGGCCGGUUGCUACUUGCCGUGGCACUGGGCCCGUUGGGAUCGCGAGCCGCUGAUUUGCACUCGCGUGCUUUCUACUGUCUCCAGCCCUAAAUCCUCUCCGACUCCGCUUACCUCUUGGUCCGGUGGUUUCAAAAUCGACGCACCGCGCAGUUUACAUGUCGCUUGCAGGGAGAGCGGUGGGUCGUACCACAUAAUGCGCGCGGAGGUGGUUCGUCAAGGCGCCGCGCUGCUGGUCGUGCUGACAGACGCGGAAUGCGCUCCCCCUCCGUUGCGCAUCGACAACUAUUCGCCCGUCGCCAUUAUGUUCCAUCAGGUCGGUUGCAGCGAGGAAAGCGUAGUCAGUUCUGGCGGACGAUCCCACUGGGCUUUGCCCGAGCCGGAAGGAUCGCGGGCGGUGGCGUUGCGCGCACCCGGCGGGCCGCGACUGACCUUGUCGCUGGAUGCCCUUCAUUCCACCCACACUCUGCUUUACCAAAACUUUAUAUACGUCUCAUUCACGGCGACGGCCCCACCCGAUACCUCUCUCAGUGCGCAGGAUUACGCAGAACUGGUGUUGGAGGUGCCUAUUGGAUCUACGCGAGUCCAUCUUGCCACCAAGCGCUAUGGAGAUAGGUCUCAGCUCUGGCGCCGAGGACCUAAUGGCCAGUUGAUACACGAAGGCAGCUCGCCACCGCAACCCACCGAUGCCAUGCUGUCGGAUGAGACGACCAUUUCACCGCACGUCAUGGUGUUGGAUAUAGAAGGUGCUGCGCCUAGACCAGGCGUUAGCUCGCCGCUCGUACUGCGUCGCGCCGAUGCGAGACGCGCCUCUACGCAGGCGUGGAGACUUCUGCCAGAUGGUCGCAUGGCCUGCGCUCACAGCAACCUUUGCGUGCAACCUGCGGGCGGACUUAUGACGCUUACACCAGGUAACAGAGUGGUGUUGGGUCUGUCGGGCGGGGGGCGUGAGGGGGGCGUAGUCUCUGGAGAGCAACGAGUGCGAUGGCGAACUCUUCGACCCGGUUCCGGUCGCCUGAGCGUGACCCUCGCUGCUGAUGGACCUACGAGGCUCAUACGAAUUGCUGAUACUGUAGCACAGGAAUCCAAUAAAAUGGAAAGUACUUCCUCUGAAGAGAAAGAGGAUGAGCAGGUCGAAGAGAGUGCGUGGGAGUGGGGUAUGUGCUUGCGGUUCGAGGGCGUGGGCGUGUCGGUAGUUUCGCGUACAGGUGCCGAGCUAGUGUAUGCGCUUUGCACGUCUGUGCGUUUGGAAGUUGCCCGCGACCGCAUCGCAUCGCGCAUCGCUCUCUCCGUGCACGACAUGCAAUGGGACAACCAGUUACUCGGAACGCCCAGUCCCGUGCUCGUCUACUGCUUGCCAGAGCGAGGCGAGAGUGCGGUGUCGCUGCCCGCCUUGCACGCUGCCGUGGAGAUGCAGCGGGCGCCCCCCCAUAGAUACAAUGCCCUUUACUUUACGCACCUGCUCGUCGCUUUGAGGCCCAUUGCUGUUCGAUUGGAAGAAAGAUUGAUCCUCUUGCUCUGGGAGUGGCUGCAGGUGUCUGAAGGCUCAGAUGAAGAGGCGUCGGAUGAAGCGGAGUGGGUGGUGCCAGAGUUGACUGCGUUGCAUGCGCGACGCUACUACUUUGCACUAAUCAAACUACUGCCCAGUCAGAUACGUCUAUCAAUGUUCACGGCUAAUAAGUUGGAGGGGUCUGCGGCAGCAGUGAAACGCCGUUUAGGCCUUACCUUGAUCCGCUUCGAAGACGCCGCGGUAGAGUUGGAACCCUUCGUGCGCGCGCACGCCUUCGACACUUCGCCUGCGCUUGCCAACCAAAUGCUGCAACACUUCAAAGAUGAGCUAAAGUGGCAAGCCGCCAAGAUCUUAGGAUCUGUAGACUUUUUGGGUAACCCGCUGGGGUUCGUCGCAGAUGUUUCGGAGGGCGUGUCGGGGUUGCUGCUCGAAGGCAACGUGGCAGCGUUGUUACAAAACCUUACUCAUGGCAUUUCCAAUUCUGCUGCUAAAGUAACAGAGACAUUGGGCGAUGGAUUGGAGCGUGUGGUGUGUGAUGAGGCUCACGAAGAGACGAGACGCAGGAUCCGAUCGGCGGCAGCCGGUGCAAGAAUAGCAGCUGGUCUGCGUGGACUCGGUCUUGGCAUACUCGGAGGAAUGACUUCGCUAGUGAAACACAGCUAUGAGGGUGCGACGUCGGAGGGGCUGCCCGGAUUCAUCGCCGGCGUGGGGAAAGGGAUCGUGGGAACGGUGACUAAACCGGUGAUCGGCGUGCUCGACCUGGCCGCUGAAACCGCCGCCGCCGUACGAGACUCGAGUAGGCGGGGCCUUCGGGGAGGGCGUGGUGCCGGCGAUGAACGUGUCCGCCCGCCUCGUGCCCCGCCUGCCGCAUUGCUCCCGAGAUAUAAUGCUGAAGAGGCACGCGCAGCGGCCACGCUGUACGCUCUAAACGGCUGCGACUAUACAGAGCGGUUUCUCGCUCACAGAAUAGUUCGCGACACCCCUCACGAUAUCCGCGCCCUUCUCUCAGACUCGUAUCUAAGGAUAUUCACCUGUAAAGCGUCUACUCCGCAAGUCGUCAUGGAGACGCACUUGAGCAAUCUCGUAUCGUGUACAGCGGUCACAGUGGAUGGUGCUCAUUUCGUUGAGUUGGGAGUUCGCGGUGGGGCCGGAGGGGUAAGCGGUAGUGCUGGAGAGGGGCUGCGCAGGCCACGCGUCCAAUGCGACUCUCGUGAUCUGGCGCGUUGGCUCGCUCGACACGCUGCGCACGCGCGCCAGCUUCAUCACGACCGCACGCACACACUUACACCUUACACGGACGUCUGA